Molecule: messenger RNA, 339 nt
Organism: Trypanosoma rangeli
Lineage: Eukaryota; Euglenozoa; Kinetoplastea; Trypanosomatida; Trypanosomatidae
Exons: 1
Coding region: 1-339 (112 amino acids)
Source: RefSeq, a predicted model, not a curated record
AUGGUGCUGCCUCCUUGCCACGUGUACUCCGCUCUGGUAAAGAACACUGCCCCCAUUGUGGUGAAGGUCAAGGCCACGUACGCCAUGCCUAAUAACAUGGCCGAUGUGGAGGUGGAGGUACCCAUUGGGCCCGGUGAGACGACGCCUCUGGAGCAGAAGACAGUGCAGGUCGACCAGAUGACGUUGACAGGACACAUUUGCCGUAUUUCCGUUGAAGGUGGGGCGUUGCUGGAAGCUCCUUUCAGUGGAGUGUCGUCUCCCGUAAAGGACUACGUGGUGGAGGUUCACUCCGACGGUGGUGCGCUGCGGCUGCAUGCAAUGGGCAAGAAGUUAACUUAG